AUGUCUUUGAUCCCAGGAUCAAAUUAUGCAUAUACACCCCUGAAUCAGCUGAAGGAUGGUACAGUUGUCAAUGUUUACGGUGUUGUCAAGUUUUUCAAGCCCCCAUACCUAAGCAAAGGAACUGAUUAUUGUACAGUUGUAACAAUUGUGGACCAGACAAAUGUAAAGUUAACCUGCAUGCUUUUUAGCGGAAAUUAUGAAGCCCUUCCAAUAAUUUAUAAAAAUGGAGACAUCGUUCGAUUUCACAGACUGAAGAUCCAGGUGUAUAAAAAUGAGACACAGGGUAUUACCAGCUCUGGCUUUUCAGCUUUGACAUUUGAAGGAACCUUGGGAGCUCCUGUCAUACCUCGUACUUCGAACAAGGUUUUCACUUUCACCUCCGAGGACCACAAAAGAGUGGAAGCCUUACGUGAGUGGGCCUCUCACCACAUCUCGCCUUCUUCAGCAUUGCUACAGCUGUGUGAGGUUCAGCCUAUGCAGUACUUUGACCUGACCUGUCAGCUUUUGGGGAAGGCAGGAGUGGAUGGAACAUCGUUUCUGCUGAAGGUAUGGGAUGGCACUAGGACGCCCUUUCCAUCUUGGAGGGUCUUGCUAGAAGGCGCUGCUCUCGAAGGUGAUUUAAGUCAAAUCCGUCGGCUGAAGAACCUGGCAGUAGACGUUGUGGUUUAUGAUAACCACGUUCACGUGGCAAAGACUCUGAAGAUUGGAAGCUUUCUUCGGAUUUAUAGCCUCCAUACAAAACUUCAGUCAGUGAAUUCUGAGACUCAGUCAACAUCAUUAAACCUAGAGUUUCAUCUCCAUGGAGGUACCAGUUAUGGUCGGGGAAUCAGAGUCUUGCCGGAAAGUAACUCUGAUGUGGACAAACUGAAAAAGGUUUUAGAAUCUGUAGAUUUGACAGCUACUCAGCAUUUAAAUCCUGUCUGUGAAUCACAGUGUGAGGACAGCAUUCAAUCCAUGUCAAGCUCUGGAUCGGUAUCACCCUAUGAAAUGGAACGAUGUUUACAACUAUUUGCUACAGUGCUUACAGAUCACAAUUAUUUGGAGAAAACUCCGCUGUGUGCCAUCUUGAAACAGAAAGCUCCUCGAGUGUACCGCAUCCAGGCGAAACUGAGGUCAUACAAGCCCAGGAGACUCUUCCAGUCAGUUAAACUUUACUGCCCUGAAUGUCAUACACUACAAGAAGUUCCACAGGACAGCGAUUUAGAAACAAUUUUGCAAGAAAGUGCAACUAAAACCCCAGAUAGCAAACUGCAAAAUACGUCACUGUAUGAUUCCAACACGUGGACCGUUAAAGAUGACCCAGGAGAGCGAAAAGUAGCCAUUCAUUUUGUGAAAAAUAACAACACUCUCCCAUUUUCACAUAAAUAUCUAAUAUUGACAGAAGGAGCUAUACUCCGGGAAAUCUACAGCCUCUCAGACACAUUUCAUAGUAUAAUCCUUGUGAGAUCCGGCAGUGAAGACCUGGAACUCCUUGACCUCUCGGCACCAUUCCUUAUACAAAGGGAAAUACGCCACUAUGGGUGUAAACAGUGUUCCCGUUUGAAACCAAUACAAAAUCUGAGUUCCCUACUAGAUAAAACAUCGUGGAUCCCAUCCUCUGUGGCCGAAGUUCUAGGUGUUGUACCCCUCCAAUAUGUGUUUGUUAUGACCUUUACACUUGAUGAUGGAACAGGAGUUCUGGAAGCUUAUCUUAAGGAUUCUGACCAUUUUUUCCAAAUACCAGCAUCAGAAAUCCUAACCAGUGAUGACCUUCAGGAUAAAAUGGAAGCGAUCAUGGAUUUGCUUUGUCCUCCAGGAAGAAAAAUCGACAUAUAUCCAUGGCUGGAAUGCAUCAUCAAGUCAUAUAAUGUCACGAAUGGAACAGAACAGAAAAUAUGCUAUCAGAUUUUUGACACAAUGGUUGCAGAUGAUCUUAUGUAA
Molecule: messenger RNA, 1920 nt
Organism: Elephantulus edwardii (Cape elephant shrew)
Lineage: Eukaryota; Metazoa; Chordata; Mammalia; Macroscelidea; Macroscelididae
Gene: POT1
Product: protection of telomeres 1
Exons: 15
Coding region: 1-1920 (639 amino acids)
Biological process (GO): telomere capping; regulation of telomere maintenance via telomerase
Cellular component (GO): nuclear telomere cap complex; chromosome, telomeric region
Molecular function (GO): G-rich strand telomeric DNA binding; telomerase inhibitor activity
Source: RefSeq, a predicted model, not a curated record